GCUAGCCGUGAGCGUCGCAUAAAGAAAACCAAAAGCGAGUUGUUGGGGGAGAAGCGGCGAGCGAGGCGCAGUUUGCAACUUUUAGCUCGUGUUCAUUUGCUUAUCGUGAAAGCCACCUUGAAGAAUCCGGUUUGUUUCAGCUCCAGCUCAAUACUUCCCGCGUGAUUCGUCGACAGCAGCUCACGCACAGCGAGCCGCCGACGCGUCGUUUAAUCUUUUGUUUGGACCCGUUAGCCGGCGUGCUAACUUCCGUGCGUGUUAACGCUAGCUGGUUUUUGUGCUAACAUGUCUGGCGAAGGAUUAGUUCGCGGGCCGGCGGGGAGCAACGACUGUCGGAUAUAUGUGGGCAAUCUCCCGCCUGACAUCCGCUCAAAGGACGUGGAGGACUUGUUUUAUAAAUACGGCGCCAUUCGUGAUAUCGACCUGAAGAACCGAAGAGGGGGACCGCCGUUCGCCUUUGUGCAGUUCGAGGACCCGAGGGAUUCUGAAGAUGCUGUUUAUGGGCGUGAUGGUUAUGACUACGACGGCUACCGCCUGCGUGUUGAGUUUCCAAGAAGUGGAAGGGGAGGCGGUGGCGGAGGUGGCGGCGGCGGUGGAGGAGGUGGUGGAAUGGGACCCCCAAGGAUGAGGCAUGGUCCCCCCUCCAGACGCUCAGAGUACAGGGUUACCGUGUCAGGCCUACCUCCCAGUGGAAGCUGGCAGGACCUGAAGGAUCACAUGCGAGAGGCAGGUGAUGUAUGUUAUGCUGAUGUGUUCCGUGAUGGCACUGGAGUGGUGGAGUUUGUACGCAAAGAAGACAUGAACUACGCCAUCCGUAAUUUGGAUAACACCAAGUUUCGCUCUCACGAGGGAGAGACAGCCUACAUUUACGUGAAGAUGGACGGCCCUCGCAGCCCCAGCUACGGUCGGUCCCGCUCUCGUAGCCGCAGCCGCAGCCGCAGCAAGAGCCGGUCACGCAGCUACUCCCCCGCUCGUCGCAGCAAAGGCUCUCCUCGCUAUUCCCCCCGGCGUUCCCGCUCCCGCACCUAGACUAAAGCAAAUGGUGUGCCUCAGAGGAAAUCUUCACAUCACUUAUCAAAUUCUGUGUACUCAUCACGCAUCAUCUCAUGUGCUCCCCGUUCACACUGUCUUUGUGUUACUUGCCCCCCCCCCCACCCUUUUAGUUUUCAUUUUACAGAUCAGAUGAGUCUGGCUCUGUUUCACUUCUCACACUUUCACGCCAUUCGUCUUCUUUCUCUUCUCAUUGACUUUGUUUUCCUGCUAACCAUCUCUGCCCCCUUCUCUACACUUUCCUUCUACUGAGUGUUCACACUAUGCUUUAUGUUUUGUUUUCGUUUGGAAAGAUUUCACUUUUUAAGCAUAUACUACUGUCCUUUGACCUUCUUGUGUGUCUCUCUGUAGAGAUCAGAGGAACAGGAUAGGAUGGGAAGAGAGGAAACAGUUCAUGUUAAGAUAAACAGGAGGAGGAGGAGUCAAAUAUGGCACCAAUGGUAUGAUGGCUGUGCCUUGUCAACUGUGAAAUCUGCAAUUUAAGGCCGCUUGCAUACACUUGAUGAUAGAGCGCUGUGUUUGAAUAAUUUCAGCAGGGCUGUGCCAGACUAAGAAUUUUGUCAGUCGAAUUUGGCUGCUCAGAUAAUAUUUGUUUUUUUUUUUAGUUCAGUGCCACACUAAAUUUCUAGCCUAGAUGAGUCCCGUUUAAAUGCCUUCAUCCGUGUUGUGGGAAUAUCAGAUUUCCACACAGUCAAACAAAGUAAAAGUGUGCGUCAUAGUUCAGUUACAAAAUCCCCAAUGCACCGUGAGCACCUGUUCUGCCGGGUGGCUGGCUGACAGCGCUGUCGGCCAACAAGUCUAUCUGCUGACUUCACUGACAGCCAUCCCCAGAGCAGAGAACAUGAGAACAGUUACUAUGAACCUUUGUGUGGCCUCUUUGAGACUUGGUUUGUGAAGUUUGCCAUGCUCUUGCCACUGCUCUGAACGGUGCCACAGCUAAAACACAAAGGUGCAGGGAUUCGACUGACAAAAUGCGAGUCGACUCAGCGUCUUCUUGAAUGAUGACUCGAAUCAUUGAUUUUUCUGGAGCAGCUCUAGUGCUCAGUUGUACCACUUGUAUUUGGAGACCCAAAGCUUGUUUUUUUUCUUAUCUUUUAGUAUCCAAAGAAAAUCUUUUUGGGGAUUGAUCAUAGAUGGUGUCCUUGAUUUUCUCAAAUUAAACUCCCUAGUAGAUUCGUUUGACAUUUUUUAGUAUCCAAAGUAAUUGCUAGUUUUAUUCUUUUUUUUUUUUUUUCUUUUUUUUUUUUUUUCUUUAAGUUUCUGAAGGUGUGAUUCUAACUUGCCUCCUUCUCUUUGGUUCUGCUGGUAUUCUGAAGGUUUGGACUGGGCUCAGUGUCUCACCAUACCGGAGCCGGAUCAGGAUUAGGAUUAGGCUUCAGGAUGGCUACAUGGAGCAGGAGUAUGGGAACAUUUUUACCGAGAGGAUCCCGAGGAUCCCUGUCCAGAUAACCCCAUCAAACCGGAUGCGUUGUAGUGAAAGAUUUAAACUAAAUUGGCGUUCAUAUAAUCCAAAUUAUUUUUCCCAUUUUGUGUGAGGCCUCAGAGACACCCCAGCUGGCCAAGUGAUUACUGCUUUUUUUCAGGUUUUUUUUGUUUAGUUCUAAAAAGAAGAGCGAAGCUGGGCUCAAACCCAGGAGGGAGGUGCAGGAUGGAUCCACACACGUAAGGAAAUUGGUAAAUAGUGGGCAACCAUUAUCGGUGGAGGAGGGAGGGAAGAGGGAGGACUGGGACGCGACCAGGGAAUGUGACCUUAAUGUGGUUUGUAUCUUUUCUGUAGGUCAGUCUUUUCCUGAGCUCAAUUUCUGUUUUGUUAUGAUAUCCACAAACGUAAAGCUUUAUUCUCUUUUUAAUAAAACCUUUCAAUAACAUA
This is a messenger RNA of Larimichthys crocea (large yellow croaker), 2920 nucleotides long. RefSeq names its product serine and arginine rich splicing factor 1b (gene srsf1b). The coding region runs from base 286 to 1029 and encodes 247 amino acids. Gene Ontology annotation, molecular function: mRNA binding. NCBI's taxonomy places the organism in Eukaryota, Metazoa, Chordata, Actinopteri, Sciaenidae. Gene Ontology annotation, cellular component: nucleus; cytoplasm. The record is from RefSeq and is a predicted model, not a curated record. The transcript has 4 exons.